Messenger RNA from Hirundo rustica (Barn swallow), 3061 nucleotides. RefSeq names its product TATA-box binding protein associated factor 5 like (gene TAF5L). Bases 140 to 1909 code for a protein of 589 amino acids. Gene Ontology annotation, cellular component: histone acetyltransferase complex; nuclear protein-containing complex. The record is from RefSeq and is a predicted model, not a curated record. Gene Ontology annotation, biological process: regulation of DNA-templated transcription. Gene Ontology annotation, molecular function: protein binding; transcription coactivator activity. The transcript has 5 exons. Lineage: Eukaryota; Metazoa; Chordata; Aves; Passeriformes; Hirundinidae.
CUUCUUUCAUCACUGUUCACAACUAAAAAGUACUCACCUGCUCCUUAUUAGGCAGGACGCACUGGUGAGAAACCCACGCGAACCGGGCUAGUUUGAGUUUGUCCUCCCAAGAAGUCUUGUUGCUUUUCAGCUUCAGGUCAUGAAACGCGUACGCACAGAACAGAUUCAGAUGGCGGUGUCCUGCUACCUCAAGCGCCGUCAGUAUGUGGACUCGGAAGGUCCCCUAAAACAAGGGCUGAGGCUGUGUCAGUCUGCUGAAGAGAUGGCAGCUAAUCUCACAGUCCAAUCUGAGUCUGGUUGUGCCAAUGUCGUGUCUGCAGCUCCCUGCCUGGCGGAGCCACAGCAAUAUGAAGUACAGUUUGGACGAUUACGCAAUUUUCUGACAGAUUCAGAUUCUCAGCACAGCCAUGAAGUGAUGCCUCUUCUAUAUCCCCUCUUUGUCUACCUCCAUCUGAACAUGGUCCAGAAUGGCCUAAAAAGCACAGUGGACAGUUUUUACAGCCGCUUCCAUGGCAUGUUUUUGCAGAAUGCCAGCCAGAAGGAUAUCAUUGAACAGUUGCAGACUACCAUGACUAUUCAAGAUAUCCUGUCCAACUUGAAGCUCCGGGCUUUUCUGGACAACAAAUAUGUCAUCCGCCUUCAAGAGGACAGCUACAACUACCUUCUUCGCUACCUCCAAAGUGACAACAACAACGCCCUGUGCAAAGUCCUGACCUUGCACAUUCACCUGGAUGUGCAGCCUGCCAAGAGGACUGACUACCAGCUCUAUGCCGGUGGGAGCUCCUCACGUAACGAGAGCAACGGCCUGGAACCCAGCGAUGUGCCAGCUUCUAUUCUGCAGAAUGAGGCGGCGCUGGAUUUACUGCAGGACAGCAUUAAACGUGUCAAGGACGGGCCCCCUUCCUUAACCACCAUCUGUUUCUAUGCCUUCUAUAACACGGAGCAGUUGCUGAACACUGCAGAAAUUUCACCAAAUAGCAAGCUGCUUGCUGCUGGGUUCGAUAAUUCAUGUGUGAAGCUGUGGAGCCUCCGCUCCAGGAAGUUGAAAUCUGAGCCCCACCUUGUUGAUGUGUCCCGCAUCCGUUUGGCUUGUGACAUUCUGGAUGAGGAGGAGGAAGAGGAUGACAACGCAGGCACAGAAAUGAAGAUCCUGAGAGGACACUGUGGACCUGUGUAUAGCACGAGGUUCCUUUCAGACAGUUCAGGACUCUUAUCUUGUUCUGAGGACAUGUCCAUCAGGUACUGGGACCUCGGAAGUUUUACAAACACUGUGUUGUACCAAGGACAUGCCUAUCCUGUCUGGGAUUUGGAUAUUAGCCCCUGCAGCCUGUACUUUGCCAGCGCUUCCCACGAUCGCACUGCGAGGCUCUGGUCGUUUGAUCGGACGUACCCGCUGCGAAUAUACGCAGGCCAUUUGGCGGACGUGGACUGCAUCAAGUUCCACCCCAAUUCCAACUACUUAGCGACGGGCUCCACGGACAAAACCGUGCGCCUGUGGAGCACUCAGCAGGGCAACUCAGUGCGGCUCUUCACCGGGCACCGGGGCCCCGUGCUGGCGCUCGCCUUUUCCCCCAACGGUAAGUACCUGGCAUCGGCAGGUGAAGACCAGCGGCUGAAGCUGUGGGACUUGGCAUCGGGAACUCUUUACAAAGAACUGAGAGGGCACACAGACAACAUAACCAGCCUUACUUUUAGCCCUGACAGUAGUUUAAUUGCUUCAGCGUCGAUGGACAAUUCGGUUCGGGUCUGGGACAUUCGGAACACUUACUGCAACGCCCCUGCGGAUGGGUCUUCCAGUGAACUGGUUGGUGUAUAUACCGGACAGAUGAAUAAUGUACUGAGCGUACAGUUUAUGGCCUGUAAUCUUCUUCUAGUGACUGGAAUUGCACAAGAAAAUCAGGAACAUUAAUUCUGCUUUUUGUCUUAGGGAAGCGGGUGGGUGUCUUGAAUGCCAGAGUCCAUUGCAAGCUGAGGUUACUGACUGUGAAACACUUUUCUUCCUCUGCCCCCUUGAAAGGCAUGUUCUGGGUAAUGCAAAUGCUUUAAGAUGUCACAAAAAUGCCUGUGCUGUUGAACAGAAUAAGGAAAAAUGGAGGAUUGAUGAAAAUACAUAUACAUUCUAAUUUUGUACUUGUAGGAAUGGGAAAAAGGGGAGUAAAUCCAGUAGCUUGGGGAAACUGAAAGCCUGGUCCAGACAAGUGAAACUGCCAACCAGAUAAGCUGGUGACCUGCACUUAAAUAUCCUUCAUUGAUUGAUGGGCAUAUCUUACCUACUGUUAAUUUGGCUUGAGUGUGUGGAGAACUACUGGCCCAGUGGUUUUUGUUUUGUUUUGCUUUUGCUUUCCUGGUAUUGCAGAGGACCAGCAUUUUUAAGACCCUUCUAUUAAAAGAACAUUAUGUAUUUUCUACAGUGAUAGAGAUCCUAAAUAUUUCAGCUCCCUAUAGCACUUCUGGAAUAUUUUGGACUAAAUAAGUAGAAAAUACCCUUGUUCUCUUUGAGUAAGGGCGAGGAAAUCUGACCUCAGUUGGGGCCCAUCUCUGCAUUGUUGUUUGGGUUUGGUUCCUGGUACUAGCUGUGAUUAUGUGUAUUUAUGUUCCAUUAAGUAGGAAAUUUUCUGACUCUGGUUGCACUGUGUUUUGAGGAUGGGAGGACUGUGGGGACAGAGUGGUGGCCUUAAGGAUAAUGAACAACAACUUGCCUUGUCUGGAGGGAAGGCACCAUAGAACGGAAACGGCCAAGUUUGGACUCCUAAUGGGAACAGGGCAUGGCAACCCACCACGGCACCUCACAGAAAGAUUUCCAUAAACGGAAGUUGGCAGUCUAGGGAGAGGGGGAUGAGGAGAAACACACAAAAUGACAUGGGAAGAAGUAGUAUUACUAAAUUACUGUGUGUACACAGAGGCAGCUCUGCCAGUGUUGGAUUUUUCUCAAAUGUUGCAAUACCGGUUUCAUGAACAGUUUGUGAGAUAAAUCAUCAGCAUUUACAAGGAUCUGCAGAAAAAGCACGUUCUAGUUUGUCAUUUGGAGAGAUUAAAUAUUUCUGCUUUCUGGAAAGAGUUA